Orycteropus afer afer is the source of this 3990-nucleotide messenger RNA. The record is from RefSeq and is a predicted model, not a curated record. Lineage: Eukaryota; Metazoa; Chordata; Mammalia; Tubulidentata; Orycteropodidae.
AUGGAGAGCGAGAGUAUCGCCGAGCCCCUGUCUCCCGGAGACGCGACCAAGAGCGGUGCUCGGCCUGGCGACCGCCAUGGCUUGUUACAGCACAGUCGCGAGUUCUUGGAUUUCUUCUGGGACAUUGCGAAGCCGGAGCAGGAGACACGUCUUAAGGCCACGGAGAAGCUGCUGGAGUAUCUGCGCACACGGCCAAAAGGGUCGGAGAUGAAAUAUGCCCUGAAGCGCUUAAUCACCGGGCUCGGGGUCGGCCGAGAGACCGCUCGGCCCUGCUACAGUCUGGCCCUGGCACAGCUUUUACAGACUUUUGAAGACAUCCCCUUAUGCAGCGUUCUGGAGCAGAUACAAGAAAAGCCUGGCUUGGGAGUGGUGGGAGACAGGAGCAUGCCCUGCUCAUACCCUCUGCCCCUGUGUGGAUGCCAGGAUCAGGAAGCACUGAUAAAGUCGGUGAAGCUGCUGCAAGUGUUGGCCCAGCACCGCAACCACUUACAGGAACAGCCCCAGAAGGCCCUGGUGGACAUCCUCUCUGAGCUCCCGGAGGCCAUGUUAAAGGAGGUCUUGCCGAAGGUGCUCAAGGCUGACGUGGGCGUGGUGCUCAGCUCCCCCGAGUACUUGGAGCUCUUCCUUUUAGCCCGGCGGAAGGUGCCUACGAAGCUUGAGAAGCUACUGGGAUCGGUUGACCUAUUCUCAGAUGAGAAUAUUCCCAGGUUGGUGGACGUGCUGAAGGUAGCCGCUGCCUCUGUGAAGAAGGAGCGCAAGCUGCCCGCCGUGGCCCUGGGCCUGCUGCGCCUGGCGCUGCAGGAGAACAAGUUCUCACGGUUCUGGAAUGAGGUUCUGGAGCAGGGGCUGCUGAAAAAGCAGUUCCCGCCGGCCAGCUUCCUGUGUUUCCGCCUGCUGGGUGCAGCCCUGCCCUUGCUGUCCAAGAAGCAGCUGCAGCUGGUGAUGCGGGGAGAUGUGAUCCAUCAUUACGGGGAGCACUUGGUUACUGCUAAGCUCCGGGACCGGUUCAAGUUUGCACCUGAGAUGGAUGAGUACGUGGGCGCCUUUCUGGAGGGCUGCAAGGAUGACCCUGAGCGGCAGCUGGCCUUGCUGGUUGCCUUCUCCUCCGUCACCAACCAGGGCCACCCUGUUGUGCCCACCUUCUGGCGAGUCGUGCGGUUCCUGGGUCCCCGUGCCCUCAAGGACUAUGUGGCUUGGCUGCGGGACAUGUUUCUCCAGCCCAGCCUGGACUCUUUGGUUGACUUCAGCACCAGCAACCAGAAGAAGAACCAGGAUGCUUCACUCCAUGUGCCUGAGCGGACUGUGUUCCGGCUGCGGAAGUGGAUCAUCCUUCGCCUGGUCAGCAUUGUGGAGAACUCCCAAGUGGAGAAGGAGGAAGCCUUGAUUGAGGAGGUGGCCAGGUUCUGUUUGUUCCAUUCAUUCUUUGAAACCAAGAAGCCCACAUCCCAAAUUCCCGAGACUGAGCAGCAGCUGUCCUUCCCCUUGGAGAGCCGGACCCGAGAGGUGGUCUGCAAUGCCUUCUUCAGUCUGCUGCAGGCCCUCAGCACGCAGUUCAAGCAGGUGCCGGGCCAGACCCCAGACAGGCAGCCCUGGACCUUCCGCCUGGUGCAGUUCACAGACAUGCUGUUGAACCACAACCGCAAUGUGGCCACUGUGACACCCUUCACUGCACAGCAGCGCCAAGCCUGGGACCGGAUGCUGCAGACUCUGAAGGAGCUAGAAGCCCGCUCCGCAGAGGUCAAGGCCACAGCCUUCCAGCACUUGCUCCUCCUGGUGGGCAUCCAUCUCUUCAAGUCUCCCAUAGAGAGCUGUGAGCUCCUAGGUGACAUCCAGACGUGCAUUGAGAAGAGCCUAGAGGAGAAGCCCCGCCGGACGCGCUCCAAGGCCGUUGACUCCCAGGAGCCGCCAUGGGUAGAAGUACUGGUGGAGAUCCUGCUGGCCCUGCUGGCUCAGCCCAGCCACCUGAUGCGCCAGGUAGCCCGGAGCGUGUUUGGCCAUAUCUGCUCCCACCUGACUCCACGUGCCCUCCAACUAAUCCUUGAUGUGCUGAACCCUGACAAGAGCCAGGAUGAGGACGACAACGUGGUGGUCACAGACGACUCUGACGAGAAGCAGCAGCAGAGCAAGAGCGACUCGGACAGUGAGGGGGAUGAGGAGGAGAGCGCGGAGGAGGAGGAGGAGAGCGACGAGGAGGAGGAGGAGAGCGACGAGGAGACACGGGAUGGGGACGUGGACCAGGGCUUCCGGGAGCAGCUGAUGGCGGUGCUGCAGGCAGGGAAGGCCCUGGGCGGGCUGGACAGCGAGGACAAGGAAGAAGAGGAGCUGGGGGAUGAGGCCAUGAUGGCCCUGGACCAGAACCUCGCCAGCCUCUUUGCCGAGCAGAAGCUGCGCAUCCAGGCAAAGAAGGACGAGAAGAACAAGCUGCAGAAGGAGAAGAUGCUCCGGCGGGACUUCCAGAUCAGGGUGUUGGACCUGAUCGAGGUGCUGGUGACGAGGCAGCCCGAGAACCCCCUGGUCCUGGAGCUACUCGAGCCUCUGCUGACCGUCAUCCGGCGCAGCAUGCGUACCAGCAGCUCCAAACAGGAGCAGGACCUCCUGCACAAGACGGCCCGUAUCUUCACGCACCACCUCUGCCGAGCCCGGCAUUACUGCCACGACGUCGGCAACCACGUGGAGGCACUGCACGCACAGGUGGAGCGGCUGGUGCAGCAGGCUGGCCGCCAGGCCGACUCCUCCGUCGCUCUCUACUACUUCAACGCCUCUCUCUACCUACUCCGGGUCUUGAAGGGCAACACCACCAAUGCGUUGCCCCCUAAGACCCCGAAGAAGCAGAAAGCCAGUGCUAAGGCCAAGGGCCCCGAGGCUACCAGCUGCUUGGACUUGAAACGUGUAACCCUGGUCUACUCGUCAGCGCUAAGCUCCUUUCUCACCAAGCGCAACAGCCCGCUCACUGUCCCCAUGUUUCUCAGCCUCUUCUGCCGGCACCCGGGGCUCUGUAAGUGCCUGCUCCCCAGCAUGGUCCAGCACGUGACAGGCCCAGUGCGGCCCCGCCACCAAGCCUGCCUGCUUCUCCAGAAGUCCUUGUCCAUGGGGGAGCUGAGACUGUGCUUUGAGGACUCCGAGUGGGAGCAGCUGAUCAGCCAGGUCCUGGUGAAGGUCACUGAGAACCUAAGGACACUGGGUAAGGGACAGACCAAGUCGGAGCAGCAGAGGGAGCUGUCCUCCUUGGAGUUGCUCAUCACUCUCCUCAAGGCAGUCCAUGUCCAGAAGCUGACCGUGGACCUGACCUCCAUCCUGGGCCUGCUGCAAGGCCUCCAGGCAACCCUACAGCAGAGUCUGCAGCAGGGGGCACACACAGCAGGAUCCAGCCGUCUCUACGACCUCUACUGGCAGGCCAUGAAGUUCCUGGGAGUCCAGCGCCCCAAGUCAGAGAAGAAGGAUGCCAAGGAAAUCUCCGGUGACACCCAAAGCCCUGUUAGCAUGAAACGGAAGAAAAAGGGAUUCUUGCCAGAGACCAAGAAGCGUAAGAAACGCAAGCCAGAAGAUGCCACAGAGCAAGAAGCCAAGCCGGCAGCCACCGGUGACAAGCAGCCCCCUAGCUCAGGGAAGAAGAAGAGGAGGAGGAAAAGGACAAAGGCCAAGGCCUCAGCCCAGUCCCAGGCAAACGGGAAGCCUGCGGCCAAGAGUCCUACCCCCAGCAGCCCUAUCACAAGCCCUAGCACCUCUGCCACCCCCACUGCAGGCCCCAACACCCCUGCUAAGACCCCAAAGCUUCAGAAGAAACAUCAGAAGCAGUCCCAGAUAAAUGGAGCUACUUGCACAGAGUCUGCUGGUAAAAAGCAUCAGAAGGGGGUCUCAGACAAGUCACCACAGCCCACCCUGCGGAAGAAGGCAAGGCUGUCUUUGGCCAAUGGGAGCCCCACCCUCCUGCGGAGUGGAGCCAAGAAGAAGAAGACUCUGAGAUUCACAAUCAGCAGCUCUAAAAAAUAA